Colletotrichum spaethianum is the source of this 1557-nucleotide messenger RNA. RefSeq names its product fumarate reductase 1. The transcript has a single exon. Gene Ontology annotation, molecular function: oxidoreductase activity; FMN binding. The record is from RefSeq and is a predicted model, not a curated record. The coding region runs from base 1 to 1557 and encodes 518 amino acids. NCBI's taxonomy places the organism in Eukaryota, Fungi, Ascomycota, Sordariomycetes, Glomerellales, Glomerellaceae.
AUGUUCAUCCGCCCAAUCCGCCGGUUCAUCGUCACCCUCGUCUUCGGUAUCAUCGCGGCCAUCUUGGGUAUGCUCUACCGUCGUUCCAUCGUCAACAAAUUUGGUAUCAUUUCCCAAGCUGCUCGAUCUUCCUCUGCAUCCAUGGCGCAGGCACCGCCCAGACCCGUCAUUGUUGUCGGCUCCGGCCUGGCCGGCUUGUCUGCAGCACAAGAGGCCCUCAACGCAGGCGCUUCGGUCCACAUGCUCGAUCGUGCGCCGAAGCCCGGCGGAAACAGUAUCAAGGCUUCAUCCGGCAUCAACGGUGCGGGUACACGAUUUCAAAGGGCCGCCGGUGUGGAUAGAGACGACUUGUUCUACAACGACACAGUACGCUCCGGCGGCAAGCGUUUCACUGAUGUCCAGGCCGUGGUGAAUCGCCCCAAGCUUGUCAAACUCCUAACACAAGGCUCUGCAGAUGCUGUUACCUGGCUUGUGGAUGAAAUUGGCGUCGAUUUGAGCGUCGUCGCCCCCUUGGGCGGGCACUCAAUUGCUCGAACCCAUCGAGGGGCUGGGAACACCCCGCCAGGGGCAGCGAUCGUCACCGCCUUACUGAAGAAGCUUGGAGAGAACCCCGACUUCCGACUCAGUAAUUCUGCCGAGGUGACCUCCCUAAAUGUUGCUGACGGGGUUAUUAAGGGUGUGCUCUACAACCAAGAGGGCCAACAGCACGAACUUGAGGGCGCUGUUGUCUUCGCUGUGGGUGGAUUCGCUGGUGACGCGAAUGGUCUUUUAGCCAAGUAUCGCCCCGACCUAGCGGGUUUGCCUUCAACGAACGAGGCUCGACCUGCUUCUCAUGGCAUUCUAGAGGCCGUCGGAGCCGAGUUUGUCGACAUGGACAGCGUACAGGUGCACCCCACCGGCUUCGUCGACCCCAAAGACCCUGAGGCGCGGUACAAGUUCCUUGCGGCAGAGGUCUUACGCGGAGAGGGUGGCAUCCUGCUCUCAGAUAACGGAGAGAGAUUUGUUAAUGAGAUGGAAACAAGGGAGCAUGUCAGCAGGGCCAUCAUGCAGUUGCCACCGAAGGAAGUCGGCGAUGUUAGGCAGUGGGACGUCAUCAUGCUCCUGGAUCCCGGUGCAUGUGAUGCCGCUGCAGGUCAUCUAGGUUUCUACCUGUGGAAAGGGUUGAUGGAGAAGAAGAAGGUGAAGGAACUGAACCCAGCCACCAUCAAAAUAGUGGAUGAGUAUGCUGCGGCAGUUGCCUCGGGUGCUGACCCGGAAUUCGGAAGACGGACGUUUGGGCGCUGGAGACUGCCGCCCGGAGAUGCAAACCGCGAGGAGGAAGUUUGCAUCGGCCGCGUCACCCCCAUUACUCACUUUACGAUGGGCGGCGCAGCGUUCAAUGAGAAGACACAGGUUCUCAGGAAAGACAAAACCGCCAUCGAUGGUCUGUGGGCAGCGGGGGAAAUUACUGGCGGCAUCCACGGAGACAACCGAUUAGGAGGCUCAUCGCUGUUGGAGUGCGUGGUCUAUGGAAGGAUAGCCGGGCAGCAAGCGGCAAAAGCGGUGGCAGCACCAUGA